Molecule: messenger RNA, 1012 nt
Organism: Python bivittatus (Burmese python)
Lineage: Eukaryota; Metazoa; Chordata; Lepidosauria; Squamata; Pythonidae
Source: RefSeq, a predicted model, not a curated record
CUGCUUGGGUUAAUUGAUGUAACGCUUCACAUGCUGCCCUUUGUAAGGAAGGCCAAAGGGAGGGUGGUCAACGUGUCCAGUGUUCUGGGAAGACUGUCGUACUAUGGAGGAGGUUAUCCUAUAUCCAAAUACGGGGUGGAAGCCUUUUCUGACAGUCUGAGGCAAGAGAUGCAGACUUUUGGGGUCCACGUCAGCAUGGUUGAACCUGGCGCUUUUUCAACAUCAAUCUACAAUCAUCAGGAGGAGUCCUUGCAGAGAAUAUGGCGCCAGCUGGCCCCAGACAUUCAAGAAAGCUAUGGGCAGAAGUUCUUGAAAACGUUCUGUGAAGUGUCCCAAAAAUGUGCCAGCAUGAUCUUCUCUGUCCCAACACUCAAUUUCUCUUCUGCUUUGGAACUGUGGCUUGUGAGUAGUGAUGUCCUGGGAGCGAUUAUGUGGGAAGAGUUAAGGGAAGAGAUGUGUGGAAAUCCUGUAGGAGGUAAGUUUGGGGUGUGCAACACACAAGGCCAUUCCUCCCUUACCCAGGAACCAUUUUUACUUGCCAUGUUCCCAUGAACGUCCCUGAAGCAGUUUAAUGUCAUCUGUAGUAAUCUAGUUUUAAAGUCAUGUGUUUCAACUGCUUCCAAUGUUCUUUUUUUGUUGUGGAUGCUAUCUGGCAUGGUUUGCUGACCACUUUGUUUCUAAAGUGGUCAGGAUCUGUGCAGUACAAGCUACUAUAGGUGGUCCUUUCUGUCUUGUAAAUGGUCACUCUCCACAGUGGCCAUUUUGGCCUGGCUGGUAGAUCUUGUUCUAACUCAGCGGCCUGGAGGAGGAGCCCUUGUUCACAAUUCCUCUCUUUACAGUUCUCUCAUUUCCCCCCUCUCUUUCAACCUCUUUCAGCCCAUUGCCCAUUCCUUUCUAUGACAGCUGAGUGGUCCUUCUUGGGGGCUGCCCCCCCCCUUGUGCAAUAGAUUAUCCCCUGAGGGCUGGGGGCUCCAACCUCCUAGUUGUUGUAAGGCUGAAUAGACCAUUGUGC